Messenger RNA from Adineta steineri, 576 nucleotides. NCBI's taxonomy places the organism in Eukaryota, Metazoa, Rotifera, Eurotatoria, Adinetida, Adinetidae. The record is from the annotation of a GenBank genome assembly.
AUGAAUAUAUCAUCUACAUUAUCAAAUCUAUAUUUUAAUGAAUAUUACUAUGAACCAUCAACGUUUUCAGCAUAUACUACUGAUCAACUCUAUUAUAAUUAUCAGUAUGAUGCUAAUUCAACACCAAUUCUAAAUUAUUCAACAAAUAAUUAUAAUCUUUUUCAUAAUGAUUUCUUAUAUUCACAAGAACCAACAGUCAAUACAAUUAAAAUUCAUAUUAAUCCUUUUUUCAAACCUCGUUCAUCACAACAUACUAGUGAAUCAUCAACUGAAAUUGAACAACCACAACAUAAUUUAUCUGUAUCUUCACGAAGUCAAAGUCGCUCAUUAUCUUCUGAUCGACAAGUAAUAACGCCUUCUAAUAAAGAAUCAAAAGUAGUCAUUCAAAGAAAACAAUUAACGUCAAAACAUCGUCGUGCAUCAAUAGGUAGAUCGGAAAAGAAAAAAGACAAAUUAAAACGUUUAUAUAAAGAAUAUUCUGAUGAAAAUGUAUAUGAACAUUGGAAACCAUUACGAACUCAACAAUGUUCUGAACUAUGUCAAUAUGCUUUAGACAAAUAUCAUCAAAUAGAAUAG